Molecule: messenger RNA, 387 nt
Organism: Closterium sp. NIES-65
Lineage: Eukaryota; Viridiplantae; Streptophyta; Zygnematophyceae; Desmidiales; Closteriaceae
Source: the annotation of a GenBank genome assembly
AUGGCCACUGCUCAAGGCGCAAGGCGCAUGGCGCAUUGCUCCUCGCCUCACCUGCUACAUGCCUCACCUGCUGCAUGCCUCCACACCAAUUCUCUCCUUCCUUUCUCCCCUCUUGCCUUCGCGUACGCACCCCUUGUCCCUCCUCCCGCCUGUCCCCACUUCUUCACCUGCCCCUUCUCCCCACCUCUGCCCUCCUGCUCCGCCCCCUGCCCCCCCUUCUCCUACCCCUCGCCUCGCAUCCCCGCUUCCCCUUCCCCUCCCUGCGCCUCCCCUCCCUGCUCCGCCACCCCUUUCCCUUCCACGUGGCCGCCCGUCGCCACUGCCCCCAUCUGCGCAAACCGUCCCACUAGCAUGCAAUGGCGCGGACUCUCGCGGAGGCGGCAGUAG